AAGACUCGCCUAUGAACACAGAGAAAAUCGCUGAGCAAAGCACGGAAGUUCACGUCAAAACAAUACACUUAUGAAUAUGAGACCGAAAGUAACUUUAACUUGCCAAACCCUUGCUUUAGUUCCAAGACAAACAGUUUAUUUCCAGAUUUUGUAACACGUCAAAAUGGCAAAUCGAAAAGAUGAUAUAAUGAAACUUUGCUGUGAAAUCUCCGCAAACAAGAAGAUAAAGGCAGCAUUUAAGAACUCAGCGAAAGGAGCUGCAGUUGUUGGAGGAACUGUUUUUGUUGGAGGGCUGAUCGGUGGUCCAGCCGGUUUAGCUGUUGGUGGUGCUGUGGGGGGUAUGCUGGGAGCAUGGAUGACCAGCGGCCAAUUCAAGCCUCUUCCUGAGAUCCUCAUGGAAAUGGCUCCUACACAGCAGGAGCAGCUGUACUCUGAUGUCAUGGCCAUAUUGGGUACACUGAAGUGGACCGACAUUCCUCAGCUAAUUGCUCAAGUUAAUAGGAAUGCCUCUCUACAUGAGCAGGUGCUGGGUGCCAUACUCAAUUUUACUAAAAACCAACUCAAAGCCGAAGUGCGGUAUGAAGACUGAGCGCUGGAGAGUAAAUGUCACUGGUUUAGUUACUCUUUAAUGCAUUCAUUGCUCUUUUAAUGUGGGAUACUUAGGUUUAGCCAUUGAUUUUAAACUUUUUAUAACUUUUGAACUACUUUUUUGAUAGAAAUAAGUAUGCUUAUAGGAUGUUAGGGUAUUUAUAGCUGACUACUGCGAGUUCUAAAUAUAGCUACUAAUGUCAGAAGAGCAUGGUUGAAAAAAACACUGGCUUAUUUGUUACAUACGUUUCAGUGCGUAAGGACAAACUAGAAAAACAAGUUGCUAGUAGUUUGCAGUUUUUAUGUCGUGUGAUUUUUUUAAUAAAACACUUUAGGAUGUGUAAGAUAUCAAUAUGUUAAAGUAGAACUUUAAACAAUUGGCCUACCUGUUUAGGCCAGACCGUUUACAUAGGCAUGAUCAAAAGCAGAUCUACUCUUUGUUAUUUUAAGUUAUCAAUGCAAAAGGUGUAAUGUGUCACUGCAU
This is a messenger RNA of Cyprinus carpio (common carp), 1072 nucleotides long. Its product is annotated as protein C19orf12 homolog. Bases 164 to 589 code for a protein of 141 amino acids. The transcript has 3 exons. NCBI's taxonomy places the organism in Eukaryota, Metazoa, Chordata, Actinopteri, Cypriniformes, Cyprinidae. The record is from RefSeq and is a predicted model, not a curated record.